Penicillium argentinense is the source of this 1629-nucleotide messenger RNA. RefSeq names its product cytochrome P450. Bases 1 to 1629 code for a protein of 542 amino acids. The record is from RefSeq and is a predicted model, not a curated record. Lineage: Eukaryota; Fungi; Ascomycota; Eurotiomycetes; Eurotiales; Aspergillaceae. The transcript has 2 exons. Gene Ontology annotation, molecular function: heme binding; iron ion binding; oxidoreductase activity, acting on paired donors, with incorporation or reduction of molecular oxygen.
AUGGCUUCUUUGGCGACAAGCAUCAGCCAUCCCGACAGCAUGUGGUCGAUUUUCUCGGUGGCUCCGUAUGCCAUCGGACUGACUCUGUUCUCUGUGGCCUAUUUUAUUGUUGUGCCUUAUAUUGAAUAUCUCCGUGAUCCUAAAGGACUACGUAAAUACCCCAACCUCACUCCCAUCUCGGGCUUCUCUGCCUUGCCAUUCAUGUUCAUGGCCUCAAGAGGCUUCCGUUCAAUGGAGCUAUCUGAGUUGCACAAAAAGCACCCUGUGAUCCGGACCGGCCCCAACACGCUCUCCUAUGGACACGCCCAAGCCAUCAAAGACAUCUACGGUCACAACACGAAAUGCACCAAGGACGGCUCCUACUCCGUUACAGCGGGUAGCCAUUUCAACCUGGCAGAUGUUGUCGAUAAGCCUGACCAUGCCCGCAAGCGCAAGGUUCUCUCCUCGGCCUACGCCUUGAAGAACCUGGAGAGCUGGGAGUUCAAGGUCACCGACAAGGUCCAGCGGAUGUUCAAACACUUCGAUAAAGUCUGCACCGUGGCUCCAAAGGAAGAUGUCGCAUCUGGAAAGGUCGCCCCCGACCCGAAGGACCUGACUCUUGACCUGCGUAGCUGGACCAACUUCUUCACCCUCGAUGCUAUUGCCGAUAUCGGUCUGUCGGAGCACCUGGGCUUCCUUGAUGCCGGCAAUGAUAUGUGUGUCGCUGAGCGAAAGGAUGGCUCGACUUAUCAGACCAGUCUUCGCGAGGCUCUUUAUCCUACCGCGCGAAAACAGUCUCUCAUUCUGUGGAACUACGACUGGUACCCAACUCUCAACAAAAUGGUCAAUGUGAUCCCCUACUUUGGCAAGAUGCAAACAUCAUCCGAGAACUGGGAGAACAUCAUGUGGCGCCGAGGACUCGAGCGUCUGCGCCGCUACGAGGCUGGCGAGAGGCUCGACGAUUUCUUCCAGGCCUUGAUGGAGGACAAGAAUGGUAACCCGAACAACCUGGAAUGGGGCGAGGUGGUUGCGGAGUGCAACAUCAUGAUGAAUGCCGGCAGUGUCACCACCGCCAUUGCCAUCGCCAACGUGAUGUACCAACUUCUCCGUAACCCACGAACCCUGGUCAAGCUCCGUGAAGAGCUCGAUGCCGUCCUGGACGAAGACGAGGUGGUCGCCGACUACGACAAGGUCAAGCAUCUGCCAUACCUGCGCGCCUGCCUCGACGAGUCUCUCCGCAUCUUCCCUCCGACUUCACACGGCCUGCCCCGCGAAACCCCCGCCGAGGGUACCAACAUUCUCGGAGAGUGGGUUGCUGGCAAUACCUCCGUGAGCAUGUCGGCCCUCGUCGCCCAUCGUCUCGAAAGCAUCUUCCCCAACGCCGACCAGUAUAUCCCCGAACGAUGGCUCGGCGAGGAAGGCAAGGCCCUCCAGCCUUACCUGAUUGCAUUCUCCGCUGGCGCCCGGUCGUGCAUUGGCCGGAAUAUUUCGUACCUGGAACAGACCAAGGCGAUCGCGUCCAUGGUGCAUCGCUAUGACUUUGCUCUCGCAUAUCCUGGUUGGGAACUCAAGCGGGAAGAGACGAUGAACUUGAUCUUGGGUGAUAUGCCGGUUAAGAUCUGGCGACGUGAUUUGGGUGCUGAGGCAUAA